AAAACUAAUUUUCAAAACAAAAAAAAAAACAAUCUAUCUAUCUUUCUAUCAAUUUAUCAAUUAAUUAAUCAUAAGCAAGAAUUUUGGAUUAAGUAAACAGACAGUUUAAUUAAUAAAUAAAUAUAUAUAAAAAUGUCUUAAGAUUUAUUCAAAUAAAAGUUACGUCCUCUUUCUCAUAAUGUUUACUCACAUAAUUCAGAUACAAGAUCUUCAACUGCUAACCCUUAAAAGAAUAAGUAGGGAACAAUUUACAAGGGGAACUUUUUAUCUAAGGCACUAUCACCUUUGAAUUAAGAAGCGAUGCUCUUUUAGCAAAUAUUUCAGUAAAGAGCGAGGCCAAUUACUACUGGAGGACUGCAAUAUCCUCAAACAACAACAAGCACUUCUAAUUAAUUUAUUGUUAAAAAUCAACUUAAACCUAGAACAGCUACUUAUAACGUAACAUAAAAAGCUAAUUAGCAUACUUAAAUAGGAAGACCAACAACUACAAAUUCAGCAAAGCAUCAAGAAAGAAAUUUUUUAGAUUUUAAUUUAGUUGAAUCUGAAGUAUAUCCUGGAAUAUAUUAUGCCAAAACAUCAUUGAGAAAUUUGCUGAAAGAAAUUAAAUUUCCAAAGUAAAUUAAAGCGCUUCCUCCUGAUGACUAUCGUUUGAAUCUCAUUUAUUAAAUUAUAUAAAAGCUUUUUCAUGAGUUAAAUUUCUUUUUGUUUAACAUCUUGAUUUGUUAGCAUGAAAUUACAUAAAAUUAUCUUAUCUUCUUUUCUGACUCGGAAAGUGUUCCUUUUAGUAAAUGCUGUAAUUCUCCUGUUUAUGUAGAAUUGUAUGAGAGUGGUACGGGAAGAAUUAUGUGUAAUGAUUAGAUGUGCUAAAUGUAGUUAUUAACUGAAUUCAUAAUUAACUUCGAAGAAGGAUAAAAUUUGUGGAAAGAAAACUUAGUUUUUAACACGAACCCAAAUUAAGACAAUGAAGUUAGAAGACAAGUUUCUAAGCUAAUAACGACUGGAUUUUUUAAACAUAAAUCGAUUGUGAAAGAAGUUAAAAAGCUCUAGAAACCUACAUAGUACAAAUAAAAAAAUACUAACGACUUUUAUCCUCUUUAAGCUAACAGCCAAGAAAAUUUUUAAUCAACUCAAAAUUAAUAUUUUUAAAAUCCUUUUUUGACAGCUUAAGAAGAAGGAUACUAAGCUUAUUAUGGAUAAAAAUAACCAGGUUUUAAUCAGUUUAAUGCUCCUCCCGAGUUUUAAGAUUUAUAAUUUUAGAGUAGUGAUAACUUUUAAGAUAUUUAGUAGAACAAACAUAAAUUUAAUUUAAAGAGUAAUAUACCGAUAUAAAAUAUAGAUAAUGAUGAUCAAUAAAUGCCAUUAACUAGAUUGAAAAUAAACUAAGGUGAAUUAAUUGUGAUGAAUUAAAAAAUAACUAAUGGAUUGGUGCAGAACAGCUAAAUUUUCAAUAAAGAAUUUAAAAGCAAUAAUAAAUUCCAGAUAAAUCAAACUUAAACAAAAUGGAGACCUCAGUCUUUUUCGAAUGCAGAAAGUGAAUUUUAAUUAAGAUUGCCUAAUAAUGCUCCAAGCAUCCGUUUAAAAAGUGGGUUUAACAAAGAAAAAAGAAAUAAAAGCACAAAUCAUAAAUAAUUUUUAGAACAAAUCGAUAAGCAUCAGUAAAGUAAAUAGAACGAAGAAGAGAAAACAUUACUUGAUAUCAAAAAUAUGAUAAAUGAUAUUCUUUCUUGA
Molecule: messenger RNA, 1728 nt
Organism: Tetrahymena thermophila SB210
Lineage: Eukaryota; Ciliophora; Oligohymenophorea; Hymenostomatida; Tetrahymenidae
Exons: 6
Source: RefSeq, a predicted model, not a curated record